AUGUCUCAACCUUUAAAAGGAAAACACAGCAUUGCCCGAACAUCUAAAUCCGAAAAAAGACUUAUCGAUGAAAAACACAACGCUGCAUUUAUCCUCGGCAUGCAGGCAAUCCUCAUUACGCAAGGAUAUACGGUUGUGUUUCACAAGCCUUCCAAAACAAAAACAUUAAGUAUGAAAUUGCUCACUGCAUCUAUAUGGAGUCCAGAUAACAGAGAGGUGUUCAAUGAUCAAGUAAACCAGCUUAUUUUUGAGCAUAAAAAAUCUCUUCUUGGUGGAAAUCACACAACCAAUAAGCUCAAUAGGUUGUAUCACGAAAAAUAUUCAAAUAUUAAGAAGUGUUUAUGUCAAGCACUUGUUGAUACAAACAUAUUCACCUUCGUCAAAAAUGAACUUAGUGUAUCACCUUUUACAAAAUCUGGAUUGUCUCUUAAAAAAUUUAGUAGGAUGCGUGUCGGAGAGGUGGAAAAAACCAAAGAAGAAGUCGAAAGAUAUGGGACGGGAUUAUACGGGAAGGUAACUGAAGUCAUGUAUAAAGAUUACACAACAAGAUGUACAUUAUAUCAAGUUGAUACAGAUCAAAAUGAUGAUUUUAGAUGUGUAUGUUUACCACCUCCAACUGGAAAGGGUAUGCGUUCAAGUAAAGAAAAAACAGUAGAAGAAAGACCAACGUCAUUUGAACAUAUUAAAAAUGAAAGCAUCUGUCAAUCAACACCUAUUUGCGAAUUGUGUAAUAGUGGUGUUACUUUUACGCGACAAGACAAACCCAUUGAAAAAAAAGAUGUGAAAGAAAUGUCUUAUUUGGAUAAUGACAUACCAACACAACAACUGCCUCAUCAAUUCGACACGCAACAAUUUCAACAACCUUUCCAGUUCUCUUUCCAUUACGCUCCUGAAAUACCAGAUGAUUCUUUUAUCCAACAGACAAACCCGCCUUCUUUUGAAAAUUGA
Molecule: messenger RNA, 948 nt
Organism: Entamoeba invadens IP1
Lineage: Eukaryota; Evosea; Mastigamoebida; Endamoebidae
Exons: 1
Coding region: 1-948 (315 amino acids)
Source: RefSeq, a predicted model, not a curated record